Dovyalis caffra is the source of this 209-nucleotide messenger RNA. The record is from the annotation of a GenBank genome assembly. Lineage: Eukaryota; Viridiplantae; Streptophyta; Magnoliopsida; Malpighiales; Salicaceae.
AUGGAACCGGAUGCAUUCAAAGGCAAAUGGGUGAAAGACACAAACCACCCUAGGGAACCAAGAACUGGAAGACAAUACGAAAAUGACAUACAAAAGCAAGAGACAUCACCUCACAAAACUAAAAGACACAAACAAAUAACAGGUGACCAUGCAGAGGCAUUCUGCUCUAUACAGUGGACACCGCACGGUUUAUUCAAUAUUGAUGACCA